AUGGCGUUGGAUAUGGAUAUUCAUGAAUUGUUGGUCAUAGGUGACUCGGAUUUGUUGAUCCAUCAAGUACAAGGCGAAUGGGCCACAAAGAAUGCUAAGGUCUUACCUUAUGUAACACUCGCACAAAGUUUGUGUAAGAAAUUCAAGAAGAUAGAAUUCAACCACAUGCCGAGAGCUCAGAACAAGUUUGCCGAUGCUUUGGCCACCACAAAGUCGAUGAUUCAGCAUCCUGAAAGAAGUCACAUUGACCCGCUGGAAAUAAGCCUAAGAGCAGAGCAUUCCUAUUAUUCUCAUGUAGAGGCAGAACCCGACGUGAAACCAUGGUACAAUGACAUCAAGCUAUAUCUGGAGAACGGAGAGUAUCUCGACAAUACCACAAGAAACCAAAGGAAAACCAUUCUGAGAAUGGCCAAUGGGUUUUCCUAA
Lycium barbarum (goji berry) is the source of this 426-nucleotide messenger RNA. RefSeq lists its product as uncharacterized. Lineage: Eukaryota; Viridiplantae; Streptophyta; Magnoliopsida; Solanales; Solanaceae. Gene Ontology annotation, molecular function: RNA-DNA hybrid ribonuclease activity; nucleic acid binding. The transcript has a single exon. The coding region runs from base 1 to 426 and encodes 141 amino acids. The record is from RefSeq and is a predicted model, not a curated record.